AUGGGGAAAGACUUUCCAUACAUGGACGAGAAUGGGAGCAUCAGCAAAACAAAUAUCCUACGAGAGAAGCGUAUCCGUACUCCAACACAAAUCUACGCAUCUACGAAGCUUGUGACCGCUUUUGAAGGAACGAAAGAUAAGAAAGCACAGAAGAAAUUAGAUACGUUUAAAAAAAGGCAGAAGGCGAAUGCCAAACGCGGCAAGAAAUCGAAAGCGUGUUUCAAAUGGCUGGGCAAACCGGUUAGCACACGUUACGAUGAAGAACAUGAUGAUAGAAUUACGCGAUACAAAACAUUCGAGUUCGACGAUACGAUAUACAGAAAGGGGACAAGCGUCCACCUACGGAAUGCAAGGAAACCAACGAUGCCCCAUGUGGGUCUGAUCCUGGACUGCUUUGAAGCGGAAACAGACGGUCUGCAAUACGUGCGUGUGCAAUGGUUUCUGCGUGACAACGAGUUGCCUAAGAGUCUGCGUGCGAUGGUUAAAAAAAAGCAGACGGUCGAGACGGCACUGAUUAUCGAUGCGACGCGAAACGUCGCUGAUAUGUUGGCGGAAGAACUGGUCGAGGCUGUGAUGGUAUGUCCAGCCUGGGAGCACAAACCGCCACAGCCCAGGAUAGCGGAAGUUGCAGAUAGUAUAGAAAGCGAUGGCUCUUCACCUGUUUGCAAAACCCCGGCUAGGAACGUGCGUGCGGAACGCAGCGUUGAAGAGGAUGAGGACGAUGUACCGAAAUACUAUGUACAGUUCACGUACGAUGCUGAUAACAAGUCUGUUGCGGAGCUGACCCGCGAUACGUAUGCCAGUUGGAAGCUGGAGGUGUUUAAACAUGCCGAAGUAAAAGAAGCAGAAAGUGGCGCGGAGGACGAUGCCGCAGACGACGAAGACUAUAAGGUGACGGCAGAUGAAUCAGACGACAGCGGUUCCGAAGGCGAAGUAGAGUCUGAUGGCCAAUCCCUUGCGCAAGAGGACGACGAAGACUCAGAUGAAGACAAGCCCAUUUGCAGCAAAAGAAAACGGGUGACCACGAGGAGGAAACGAACUAGGAAACGCAAGGCACCUCGGCCUCGAGCCAAGCCGAAGACACCAGGAGUGUCGAAGACUAAAAAGCAAAAGAUCAUGGAGGGCCUCGCGAAGACUAUAAACGACAGAGCUAAUCGACGAGAUAAUACCAGCACCAUAGCCGGGGCUGAAGAAGACGUGUAUGAGAAAGCCAGGCGCAUGCUGCACGUGUCUGCGGUGCCCGACAACCUUCCUUGCCGUGAGAAUGAAUUUGCUGAGAUCUACGGCUUUGCUGAGGGCCAUAUCACCGGGCGAGAGAGCGGGUCGAUGUAUAUCUCUGGCGUUCCCGGAACGGGGAAGACAGCCACAGUGCACGAGGUUAUGCGACAGCUCAAAAGCAGCGCCGAUGAAGGUGAUCUGCCAGAAUUCAAAUUCGUUGAGAUCAAUGGCAUGCAGCUCACAGACAUCAUGCAGGCGUACACACAGAUCUGGAAGGGGCUUACGGAUGAUAAGGUUACUCCCAAACAGGCACUGGACAACCUCAAGAGGUACUUCACCACACCAUCGCCCCGAAAAGAGUGCAUAGUACUACUGGUGGACGAGCUAGAUCAGCUGAUAUCCACUCAACACAGCGUCAUGUACGAAAUAUUCAGGUGA
Messenger RNA from Sphaeroforma arctica JP610, 1656 nucleotides. RefSeq lists its product as hypothetical. The transcript is spliced from 13 exons. Gene Ontology annotation, molecular function: chromatin binding; DNA replication origin binding. The record is from RefSeq and is a predicted model, not a curated record. Bases 1 to 1656 code for a protein of 551 amino acids. Gene Ontology annotation, cellular component: nuclear origin of replication recognition complex. Gene Ontology annotation, biological process: DNA replication initiation; mitotic DNA replication checkpoint signaling. Lineage: Eukaryota; Ichthyosporea; Ichthyophonida.